Homo sapiens (human) is the source of this 10274-nucleotide messenger RNA. RefSeq names its product pantothenate kinase 3 (gene PANK3). Lineage: Eukaryota; Metazoa; Chordata; Mammalia; Primates; Hominidae. Gene Ontology annotation, molecular function: ATP binding; pantothenate kinase activity. The transcript is spliced from 7 exons. Gene Ontology annotation, biological process: coenzyme A biosynthetic process. The record is from RefSeq and is marked reviewed. The coding region runs from base 86 to 1198 and encodes 370 amino acids. Gene Ontology annotation, cellular component: cytoplasm.
GCGCGGCCCAGCCACCUCCGGAGUCGCCGCCUCUGCUCUCAGUGCCCCGGAUCGGAGGCCGUCCAUCGCCCCUCGGGCCGACGCCAUGAAGAUCAAAGAUGCCAAGAAACCCUCUUUCCCAUGGUUUGGCAUGGACAUUGGGGGAACUCUAGUAAAGCUCUCGUACUUUGAACCUAUUGAUAUCACAGCAGAGGAAGAGCAAGAAGAAGUUGAGAGUUUAAAAAGUAUUCGGAAAUAUUUGACUUCUAACGUGGCAUAUGGAUCCACCGGCAUUCGGGAUGUACACCUUGAACUGAAAGAUUUAACACUUUUUGGCCGAAGAGGGAACUUGCACUUUAUCAGGUUUCCAACCCAGGACCUGCCUACUUUUAUCCAAAUGGGAAGAGAUAAAAACUUCUCAACAUUGCAGACGGUGCUAUGUGCUACAGGAGGUGGUGCUUACAAGUUUGAAAAAGAUUUUCGCACAAUUGGAAACCUCCACCUGCACAAACUGGAUGAACUUGACUGCCUUGUAAAGGGCUUGCUGUAUAUAGACUCUGUCAGUUUCAAUGGACAAGCCGAGUGCUAUUAUUUUGCUAAUGCCUCAGAACCUGAGCGAUGCCAAAAGAUGCCUUUUAACCUGGAUGAUCCCUAUCCACUGCUUGUAGUGAACAUUGGCUCAGGAGUCAGUAUUUUAGCAGUCCAUUCCAAAGACAACUAUAAACGAGUGACUGGGACAAGCCUUGGAGGGGGUACCUUUCUGGGUUUAUGCAGUUUAUUGACUGGCUGUGAAAGUUUUGAAGAGGCUCUUGAAAUGGCAUCCAAAGGUGAUAGCACACAAGCUGACAAGCUGGUCCGUGAUAUUUAUGGAGGAGAUUAUGAAAGAUUUGGUUUGCCAGGUUGGGCUGUAGCAUCUAGUUUUGGGAAUAUGAUUUAUAAGGAGAAGCGAGAAUCUGUUAGUAAAGAAGAUCUGGCAAGAGCUACUUUAGUUACUAUCACCAAUAACAUUGGUUCUGUGGCACGAAUGUGUGCUGUUAAUGAGAAAAUAAACAGAGUUGUCUUUGUUGGAAACUUUUUACGUGUCAAUACCCUCUCAAUGAAACUUUUGGCAUAUGCACUGGAUUACUGGUCAAAAGGUCAACUAAAAGCAUUGUUUCUAGAACAUGAGGGUUACUUUGGAGCAGUUGGUGCACUUCUUGGGCUGCCAAAUUUCAGCUAAAGCAUCAGGUCUCUCUCUCUGCUAAUAAAUGUCAUCCAAGAGGAACUAAAACCAGAGGCAUUAUUACUGCAUUGUUUGUCACUGGGAACCAAAGGAUAAAAGAGUAGCAUAAGCUGCUGAAUGUUGCCAUAUUAAAGGAGAGAACUUGGUAACGUGAAGUAUUUCUCAUUGAAAUGCUUUCCCUUUUGUAUAUAGCCAGUGUUAAAUCCUUAAAUGCAAUACAGCCUCUGAUUAUUGAGCUUCCUCUUAAAAAGAUUUUUUUAUUUUAUGUAGCCAACAUUGCAGUACUGUAUGCUCAAACACAAAUCUUAAAGUAUCGGAACUGUUUAGCUUAUGAAAAUAAUCGACUCUGAAUAUUUGUUACAAGUCUGUUUUAUGUGUUUUGAUUACUAGUGAGCAGAAAAUAACAUACCCUGUAUUCAAAAUUACUGAAAUGGCAAUCAAAGAUGAUCAUUUUUAUGUGAUUUUAGAAAUGUUAAGGCAAUACUACUAAUUAUUGUAGGUUUUUUUAACGUAUCACCCAAAGCAUGUAUGUGAUCUUUCCCCAUUAGUAUCUUUUUCUCAAAUGCCAUAAUUAACUGAAAUACUAUUAUUAAAUUUUCAUGAGAAUUCUAAAAUGAAUCCUGGGAAAUGCACGUUUGGUGAUGUUGCACUUUCUGUAUUUUACAGGAAUUAGUCAAUACAUGUUGAAAUGUUUAACAUUUUAAGAUUGGAGGCUUAAUUACUGGGAGUCUGUCUAAUGAAGUCCUGGGACUAUUGUAAUGGAAUAUGAUUUGAGUUCACUGUGCUCUUUUUGUUUGUUUGUUUUGGUCAUAUAUACAUUCAGAACUUUUAUUUUAAAACAACCACAAUAACAUUAAUAAUAGAAAAUUCAUCUGUAAAUAUUCACAGUCUAGUCACUGAAAAAUGGGAAAACCUCUACCAUGCCUUAUUAUUACCCUUUGCUGUUUGAGGAGCCAGAAAUAGAGGUGCAGUUAGAGGACGGUCACUUUUUCCAACAAAACCCACUCCAUAGCCAUGUGGAUUUUUAUCCAAAGGCUCAACAACCAGAGGGAAUGGUGAGACCUGAUAACUAAAAUACUGUUAUUGGCAAGGGUUUGAAAUGUGUAAGAACCUAGGAGGGAAAGGAAGAUUGAGCAACAUAGGAAAAGGGGAAGAGAGGCUGAGUGUCACCAAGGUCCAAACUCCAUUUAUAAAAAUACUGCAAAACCAGGAGUUGAUGGUAGAAAUGCAUAUGAUCCAUGGCAGGAGUAAAUCUCUCCACCUCCUCUAACUCUCUGAAAACUCUAGAGUUGGAGCAAGUCUUCCAUUUGCUUCUUAUCCCCUUAAAAGAAUGCCUUCCACUUCCCAACAGCCCCCAUCAAGGGACCCCAAGAGGCCACCAUGCUCUUAUCUCGCACUUUCUUUCCUAUUCCCCUUGCCUGAAUCUGGAGUGGGGUUGAGCCCUCUGCCUUCAACCUUAAGAUUUAGGAAGUUCUUUCCCCAACUGUCUAACUUGGAAAGGUAGAUGAGUCUGAAUUUUGAAGUAACGAAUGCAAAUUCCACUCAGCAGAGGCAAUGUUAUUUAUGUACAUAGGGAUAGUGGAAUGAGUUUUAAUAGAUUCUGUCCAAAAGGGGUUUGUUCCUCUUAUUUCCUCUAUGUAGGAAGUUGUGUCUUAGGCAACUUUAUCAGUAUCAAUGGAAAAAUGAUAGGCACUACAAUGAAAUGGCAGGAUGCCAAUAUGAGAUAUUUCAGGAAUAAUAAGAAAUACAGUUUGUUUGUAUAAAAUAAACUAUCUCAAGAAAGUUUUCAACGACAGUGAUAGUGUUCAUUUGUAAGAGAGAGUUCUAGAACUUCGAUGUCCAGUGCAGUAGCCACUACCCAUAUGUAGCUGUUGAGCAUUUGAAAUAUGGUUAGUCCAAAUUGAGAUGUGCUCUAAAGGACAAUAAAAGGUUAAAUAUCUCCUAAUUUUUUGUAUUGAUUACAUGUUGAAAUGUUAACAUUGGAAAUAUUGGGUUAAAGAAAAAUACACAAUUAAAAUGAAUCUUGGCCAGGCGCAGUGGCUCACGCCUCUAAUCCCAGCACUUUGAGAGGCCAGGGUGGGCAGGUCACCUGAGGUCAGGAGUUCGAGACCAGCCUGGCCAGUGUGGCAAAACCCUGCCUACUAAAAAUACAAAAAUUAGCCAGGCAUGGUGGUGCGCACCUGUAGUCCCAGCUACUUGGGAGGCUGAGGCAGGAGAAUUGCUUGAACCCAGGAGGAGGAGGCUGCAGUGAGCUGAGAUUGUGCCACUGCACUCCAGCCUGGGCGACAGAGUGAGACUCUGUCUCAAAAAAAAGAAUCAUCUGUUUCCAAUUAUUUUUAAAUGUGCUUACUAGAAAAGAUAAAAUCACACAUGGUUUACAUUUUAUUUCUAUUAAGACAGCACCGUUAAGAACAUAGAGCUUUGAGGAAUUGUGGUAUUAGAACCAAAUCUAUUUACCACAGUGAGCUUACAGGGAGUUACUCGAGAUCUUAAUAAAAAAUUAUAAUCUUUGGCAGCCUUCAUUAUGAUUUUGUGUUCUUAUUAUUCCAGUACCUCUAGAUUACAUAUGGGAAAAGCUAAAGAGCCACAGUGGUGAGAUGGUUGCUCACUCUAGCAGGUAAUUUCAGUUUGAAAGGAUAAAAUAUAUGAAUCAUAGUUCACAUUAACCAAAGUACAGUGAUGAAAUAACUUAGACUCUGACCAUUCCAUUUUUUCUUAAAGAUUGCCCUAAAUCUAUAGAUGCUAAUACAGUAUUUGCCACAGGUAUAAAACUUGUAGUUACUGUCAUUCAAUUAAGAUUCUUAUCUGUACAGAUAUACAAAUCAGAAACUUUUAAAAUAAAUUGAACUAAUGGAAUUUUGGCUCCAAUAUUUAGUCACUACAAUGGAAAUAUUAAAGCAAGGAACAUGAAGUCAUUGUAGGGUUUUAAAAUGGCUACUGACUGACAUGAAUUCAGAGUUUCAAACAGUCUAAAUUCUAAAAACUUAACUUUACACGCUUUUCCUCCUAAAUAACCACUCUAAUAAUUCAUACAUUCAUAUCUUCAGGUAAAGAAAACUGAAUUUUAAACAAUUGAGGCUGGGUGCAGUGGCUCAUGCCUGUAAUCGAAUAUAAGGACUUGAGUAUAAAAUUUGAAAACUACAUGGGGAAAUGUCUUUAUCAUGCAUCUCUUGAUAGUCUACUGAAAACUAUUAAGUAAACCUGCGGUCUGUAAACAAAAAAACCCAUAGUGAUACUUACCUUGUGUAAUGUAAACAAUUUUUUAAGCUCUUUAAAGUACAUCUAGAUUUACUGGUAAUGUAUAGAAGUCAAUUUUAUCCCCAAGCAUUUCUACUUCCUAAACCAUUAGCAAGAGUCUCAAAACAACUUCACUAAACUAUUGGACCUCCAGUGUUAACUUGCCAACAUAAAAAUCUGAAAAACUUUGUAAUCACUAUCAAAAAUACAAAAGAGAGAAUAAAUUCCCAGGUAAAAGGCUUUACAAAUUUUGGAACUAUUAUGCUUUUGUUUACUAAACACUGAUCCUUUUAGUAAUUCUGCAGUAUUGCCUCAGACUCCCACAAAGUUUCAAAAUAGCUCAUCUAUUAGAUUCCUGUAACAUUUAUUUGGGAUAAACGUGGUUUUGUUGCCGUUGUUCAUAAUAGAAUAAAAUAUUUAGCUUUGAUGGUUCAGAUGUAAUACAAAGAAAUAACUAAGUUUGGGCCUGAGAUAAAUGUGGUAAAGCAAGAAUGCAGAGAUGCUGUAAUGAUGAGUGAGUUUUAUAGCAUUACUGAGGACCUGAAAACUUGCUGCCAAGGACACUUUGAAGGUUUUGUUGGCUGGAAGAAGUGUCUCUGGAAUCCCACUCCUAGCUCUUCUUGAAUAUUUGAAAAGAAUUAGAUAAGGGCCAUGGGGACCCAGGUCACCCCACCUCUUCUUUUCAGUUUGGCUACAACAUUGGAGUCAUCAGUGCUCCUGAGACAGUCAUACAGGACUUUCUCAGUUACACUUUGAAAGAGAGGUCAGAAGACUCUCCCUCUGAGGUUUUGCUCAUGUCCCCCUGGCCCUUGUCUGUGGCCAUCUUCCCCAAUGGUGAUAUGAUUGGCUCCUUUCUGUUGCACUCUUUGUCAACCACUUUGGCAGGUGCAGUUCAAUGCUUAUCAUAAUUUGUUGGCUAUUACUGGUUGCCUUAUGGGAUUCUGCAGACAAGCUGAGUUGGUUGAAAUGCUGAUCCUGGGCCACUAGAUUACUGGCUUGUAAUGCGGACUCUGCACAAGUUUUGUGCCCAUGUACAUUGGAGAGAUCUCGCCUACUCCCCUUUGGGGUACCUUUAGUGCUCUCAACCAGCUGGACGUCGUUGGUAUUCUGGAGAUCCAGAUCUUUGGUCUGGAGUUCAUCUUGGGGUCUGAAGAGCUAUGCCCAGUGAUACUGGGCUUUACCAUCCUUCCAGCUGUCCUAUAAAGUGUAGCCCUUCCAUUUUGCCCUGGAAGUCGUAAGUUUUUGCUCAUUAACAGAAAGGAAGAGUACUAAUGAGAUCCUUCAGCAAUUGUAGGGGACUCAGGAUGUGUCCCAGGACAUCUAGGAGAUAAGAGUGCUAGGAUGAUACAAGAAAAGCAAGUCACUACACUGGCGCUCUUUAGAGUACCCAGCUACCAACAACCCACUGUCAUUUCCAUCAUGCUCCAGCUCUCUCAGUAGCUCUCUGGAAUCAAUGUUGUCUUCUAUUACUCAAUGAGAAUCUUCAAGGAUGCAGGUGUUGAGAAGCCAAUCUAUAGAUUAGUGCAGGAGUGGUUAAUAUUAUCUUCUUGACUGUAGUCUCUCUGUUUGUGGUUGAAAGGGCAGGAAGGACUUUACAUAUGAUAGGUCUUGAGGCAUGGCGUUUUGUUCUGUCCUCAUGAUUGUUUCUUUGUUAUUAAAGGAUGAGUAUGGUGGGAUGAGCUUUGUCUGUAGUGGGGCUAUCUUGGUCUUUGUGGCCUUCUCUGAAGUUGGACCAGACUCCGUUCCCUGGAAUACUGUGGCCACACUCUUCAGUUUGCAAUAGCAGUGGCUGGUUGCUCCAACUGGACCUCCAACUUUCUAGUUGGAUUGCUCUUCCUGAACAAUUAUUAUCUAGUUUAAGUGUGUUGUUGCUUUAGGGUCAUGGCAUGCUUAUGUAUUUCUGUUACCAUCUGACCAUGGUACUAUGCCAAGUUCUCUUAGGGGACCUGAAUCUUUCCAGUAGACCACAUUUGAGAGAGUAUGAGUCAACUGGGCAUAGUUCCCAACAACCCAAAAUACAUACGUACUUCACUGAAGCAGAUCUCAUGAUUCCAUUGACUUCAUUUCUAAAAUUGGACUUUGAGCAGCCAAUUUCUAAGGAUUAAAAAGAAACUUUAAUGCAUUGUAGACCUCUGUACACAGAAAAAUCUUUGUAACUUUUGGGCUUAAUUUUCAUUCUUAAAAAAUCUGGUAACUUUUUCAAAUGCAACCACUGUCAGUUUGCUGUGAGGCUAGGCAAACAACACAAGGUAUAGAAUUUCCCAUCACCACCACCCUGACCCCGCGAGAAGAUUGCCUUUUAAUUAGAGACUUGUAGAACUAGUGCCUUUUAAGUUCUACACUCAUCUUUUCCAAAGACUAUUAGUAAACUUGCCAUGUAAUUUGACAUGGCAGUUCCUUGCUCAGCUACUCUAAAUAAAGUUGGAAAUUAGGUGGUCUCUUAGUUUGGGUAAAGUCAGUACUAUUGCCAGUAAUAUACAUGGUAAUUGAAAGCCCUUAAAGUGGUUCAGAUUAUUUGCCAAAUAUUAGACUCUAUAAAAAUUUCUGAGGUUUUUUUUCUUUUACCUUUGAGUGUACAUGUGAUUGCUAUAAUGUAAAUACCAGUCCCUUAAAGACUGUUUCUAUAAGCAGAAUGAUGCAGCACAAAGUGGAAAGGUUUUCCUCUUAUUCCAGCAGUAUUCUUGCCUUCAAAGAGUAGUCCAUCUUGCCUUGAUUUUUAAGGUUGUUUUCUUGGAUGGAAAGCUUAACUGGAUAGUAAUUUCCAUAUGUUCUUUAUAACCACUCUGUAUAUUAUAAGCAAAGUUUUUUCAUAUUGUAUCUUUUUCUGUUGAGCACUUUAUGCAUUUUAGUCUAUUGCAUUUGAGAAUGUAGUUUAGAAAUUCACUGUUUAAAGCCAUGUGAAAACUGAUAGAGGAUAAUGAAAAUGAGUGUACAUUAUUUUGAAUUUAACUUAACUGUUUUGUGGUGGGUGUGAACAAAACAUUAGAAAUAUAUUAUCUUUUUGUGAUAAUACUCUCUGACCUCACUUAAAGUGAUCUGCCAUGAGGUAUCCAUGAUCAAGUUUAUGUUUAUUCUAAUACCUAAGGAAUUCAGCCAACUUUGUUUCUAUCAUCAGAUAAUCUCAGAAAAUAGUGUGUUUUAUCUAUAUUACUGCCUCUUUUCAAUAUUUAAGAGAAUAAUUGUCUUCUGGUUUCUACUGAGCCUAGUAAUAAUCACUAAAGACCUAAAAAAGGAAUUCCUUCUGUUAAGAGUAUUUGGAUAGCCCAUUCACGAUAAUGGUGGUGUGAAAAUCAAUCAUCCCAGCUUUUCUGACAUAUCUAAAUUUUGAAUAAUUAAUUUCCACUUCCAAAAAAUUCAAAUGUUUUCUCAAAGCAGUCACUACUUAUUUGCAUUAUUCCUGCAUAUUCAGUGAAUGUGAGGUCAUAUUUGGUAUUGUAUUAGAAGUAGUGUUGGUCACUGGUCUUGCCUCUUUGAACAUUAUUUUUAUUUGUAAAAUGAGGGAGUUGGUUUGUUAUGAUGGGAAAUGAGUCAGUUUUCAGGGUCCUGAGAAAAUUGCUUCAUUCAUGGCUGUGUUUGAGAUAACUAAAGUAAAUUUUUUUUCAGGUAUUUGGUGUCAUGUUUUGGAGUUAAUAUUUAGUGCUUAUAUAAUUUUAAGUUAUUACAUAAUUUUUAUUGGUAUAUAUUUGAUAGGUACUAGGUAUUGGAUUCUCACCAAACCAGUAGAAUGGUAUUCUCUCUUAAUAUGUGAUUGCCUGUAAUGGCCAGGUAGAUAUACCUUAAAGUAAUAUGAAAGGUUUUAUAUGUAUAUUAAAAUGUUUGUACUUUUAAAUCUGUAAAGGUUAUCUGGAAUUUUUACUGUGUUAACUUCAGAAUUAUAUGGGCAUUAUGACUUUUUCAUUGUACAAAAAAUUAUUCAUAAAUGUUAGAAUACAGAUGUUCCUUGACUUACAAUAGGGUUAUGUUCCAGUAGACCCAUUGUAAAUUGAAAAUACCGUAAGUUGAAAAUACAUUUAAUACGCCUAACCUACUGAACAUCCCAGCUUAGCCUAGCCUAUCUUAAAUGUGUUCUGAACACUUAACGUUGGCCUUUAGCUGGGCAAAAUCAUCUAAUACAAAACCUAUUUUAUAAUGAAGUGUUUAAUAUCUCAAAUAAGAGUAUUGUACCACAUAUCGUUAUCCCAGGAUAAUAUCAGAGUACAAAAUUUGAAGUACAGUUUUUAACUGAAUGUGUAUUGCUUUUGCCCCAUUAUAAAGUUGAAAAACCAUAAGUCAAACCAUUGUUAAGUCGGACUGUUUGUGUUACAUAUAUUUGGGAUUUUUUAGUGGCCCUUUUUAAAAAGCUGUUUCUUAUUUCUGAUCAUUGUGAGUGGGGAUAGAUGUGGGAAGAACCAUGUCUCUACUAAAAAUACAAAAAAUAGCCAGGCUUGUUGGCACACACCUAUAGUCCCAGCUACUCGGGAGACCGAGGCAGGAGAAUCACUUGAACCGGGAGGCAGAGGGCAGAUCAUGCCACUGUAUUCCAGCCUGGGCAACAGAGUAAGACUCUGUCUCAAAAAUGAAUGAAUGAAUGAAUGAACGAAUGAAUGUACUAUGAGCUGAUACUGGGAUUUCAGGUACCGCAGUUUGUGCUGAAUGAUAUGUUUGGGGUAAAUCAGUUUUUUUCUUAUAGAAUUUCGGCGUUUUUGCUGCAACUGCCACUAAUUUUGCAUUUAAAAGAACAAAAGAGGAAUGUAUUUUUCAAAGGAGUGAAUGAGGUUAAAAUCAAGAUUUUGAAUGGUAUAAAUAUGCAACUAAUUCAGUUGUAGGAUAUUAUUAAAUUUUUUAUUGCUAAAUAUGUUUCUUUCAUACGUUGCAGUGCUUACAGUUCCAACAGCUUUCCAAGAAAACAUUUCCAUAUUUGUGUUAUUUGUAAAGUAUACAUAAAUAAUGUAAAAUAAUUUGGGAUUAUUUCAACUUUACAUUGUAUGUCUGAAUUUCAUCGAUGUUGUACCUGGCUCAGUCAAUAGUUGUCACAGGUAUUAAGCCAUUUUGGAAUUUGCCACUUUUUUCUGGGUAACCUGUUUUAGUUUAGUUUACAGCAUUUAGAAACAGAAGGUAACUUUAUAGAAGUAACACCAAUAUCCUAGUCUGCUUGCCCCGAAUAUAACUAAUAGUAUUAGGAUGUAAGCAAUAUUAAGAUGGUUUUUAUUAUUUUUUAUACACUGUGUGCUUUUACUUUUUAUUUAAACUACAGCAAAAAACUGAUUUUUUAACUAAAAUUGAAUGGCGUUUAUCUUAAUGACCAGUUAUUGACCAAAGUGUACUCAGAAGAUGUUAUUAUGUCCCAAUCUAAGGAAUCCUUUAAUUUGGGGAUUAAUUUUACUUACACAUGCCAUUUCAGUUUCAGUUGCCUCAUUCUAUUACAUCAUUCUUGUCAAGUCUAAGCUUUAUCAUGUCUGAAUUCUUUUAACACUGAAUCUGUGAUGUAAAAAUGUAUGAUGUGCCAUAAAUUUUAUUCAUAAUAAACUAAGUUAUAGCCUAUUGUAAUCUGUAAAACAUUUCUUGUAAAUUACCUAAUUUAUUUUUUCAUUUAUGUACAGUAUCUUAUGUAAAUUUGAAAAAUGUUUGCCAUGGCGCAUUCUGUAAACAUUCCCGUAUUCUUUUCCUUAAUGCUUAUUUGCAUGAAGGUAACUUGGGUUUUGCUUGUUUGUAUUGGAUAACCAUUAAGCCAACUUCAGUUUCUCUGCCUUUUUUUCUGUAGUUUAACCAUUUCUAAUUUUGUUCAUAUUCUAAAUAGAUGUUAGAAUCAUACUUUUUAUUUUCUACUUUCUAAAUAAAUUAUCUAAGUUGUUUACUA